GGGGGACGACGUACCAGCAGUUUGUGACCUGAACGAGUCUGUCAGAUGGAACCAAUUUCCACUGAACACCUUGUGAGACAGCGGAAGGUGCCGUGACACGUAUUCCCCAUACUCCUAAAGAAACCCCCAAAAAACAAGAGACAAAACACACUUCCCUGCUCCUCACAACUAAUCCUGCCUGUUGCCUAAAUGGAUCAAAAGCAGCCCUCUGGCCUCAGUGAUAAGACGGGCUUCCAGAUGUUGGGUCGCGGAAGAGGACUGCUGCCCGAGGGUGCAGGGCGUAGUAGAGGGCUCCUGAUGGCUACAGAAGGGCCGGGGUUGGGGAGAGCCAGGGGUUUCCUCCCUCCUGAUGACUUCCCUCCUGGACGAGCAGUAUUGCCGCUUCCUGUUGAGCCCAAAGUUGCACCAGGCAGAGGGCUGUUGGCUCAGCCUGAUGGAGUUGGCCGAGGCAGGGGUCUCCUGCCCCCAGCAGCUGAACCAAAGGUCGGGGUGAGCAGAGGUGCAGUCCUGCCUGGACAGAAGCAUCCUAUAGAAACCAGACAACCGUCCUCAACAGAAGACACGUCUGCUUCACUGGGAGAAGAGGUUUCCAUGCCAACCUAUGAUCAAGGAUCAUCACUGGUGUCAAUGUUUAGAGGAAUGGGUGUGACUUCUUGGGGAAGAGGAACUCCAGCAGUGGGAAGAGGAGCAUCUGGAGAUGUGGGUGAGGCAAAAGUGCUAGAUGCCCCUGUUGAGACCAGCUGCUUCUCACAGGGCACUGCUCACCAUGGAGACAUGAUGUCGAGGGACAGCAGUGUGUCCCCUCACAUUAUAGGGGGACUUGGAAGGGCAGCUCUCCCACAACUUGGAGUGGGAAGAGGGCGAGCUUUGCUUUCUGCUUUACCUCCAGGUCAGAUUAAGUCAGUUUCUCCACCGUCUGAUCCCCAAACGGCACUGCAGUCUCAGUCUCGUGUAGCAGACUUGCCUGUGCCUUUACGGAGCCCACAACCAAAGAAGGAGCUGACUAUGGAGGCAGCACGUGUACCGCUUAAUAAAGCUGGGACAAAGGGAGCUCCCAUAACUAUUGGGUCAAACUACCUCAUAGUUUCAUGCAAGAAUGAAGCUGUGUAUCAGUAUCAUGUCACAUUCACUCCGAAUGUUGAAUCUAUGGGAAUGCGCUUUGGCAUGAUGAAAGAUCAUCGUUCCACCACAGGAGAAGUGGUGGCUUUUGAUGGCUCCAUUCUCUACCUGCCAGUUAAAAUGAAAGACGAGGUUGUUCUCAAGAGCGUGAGGAGGACUGAUGAUCAAGCAAUAGAAAUCAAAAUCCAGAUGACAAAGAUUUUGCCUCCAAACAGUGAUCUUUGUAUCCCGUUCUACAACGUGGUUUUCAGAAGGGUGAUGAAAAUCAUUGGGCUGAAGCAGGUGGCUCGAAAUCAUUAUCAUCCAGAAAACGCCAUUGUUCUUGAAAAACAUCGGCUUCAAGUGUGGCCAGGCUAUGCAACCGCUAUUAAGCGCUUAGACGGGGGUCUGUACCUGUCUGUGGAUGUGACUCACAAAGUGUUGCAGAACGACUCUGUGCUGGAUGUCAUGAACAUGCUGUACAAACAGAGCAAGGAGAACUUCAAAGAUAUAUGCACCAAAGAACUCGUCGGGGCCAUUGUUAUCACACGCUACAACAACCGGACGUACCACAUCGAUGGCAUUGAGUGGGAUAAGAGUCCUAAUGACACCUUCACUCUGAUGGAUGGUACAAAAACCACCUUCUUGGAAUACUACAGAAAGAACUAUGGCAUCACAAUCAAAGACAUGAACCAGCCCUUACUCCUAAAUCGACCUAAGGAGAGGUCGAAGCCAGGAGGGAAGCAAGUCAUCACUGGAGAGAUCCUUUUGGUGCCAGAGCUCUCCUUCAUGACAGGAAUCCCAGAGAAAAUGAGGAAAGACUUCAGGGCUAUGAAAGAGCUGACCUUGCAUAUCAACGUGAGCAGCGAGCAUCACACCAACGCGAUCAAGCAGCUUCUGAAGAGCAUUACCUCUAACCCUGAAAGUUUGAAGGAGCUCAGCCGAUGGGGACUGGAGAUUGGCUCAGACAUCCUCAUAGUUCAAGGAAGAACAUUGCCGCCUGAAACCAUCUGUCUUCAGACGUCAUCCUUUGGCACCGGAGCUGAUGUUUCCUGGUCCAGGGAGGUUGUGAGGGAAAUUUCAAUCAGCUCCAUCCCUUUGAACGUCUGGGCCAUCUUCUACCCUCCUCGCUGUGCAGACCAAGCUGAAGAACUAGUUUCCACUUUUAAAAAGGUAGCUGGGCCUAUUGGGGUACGACUGGCACGUCCCAUCAAAGUGGUGCUCCGGGAUGACCGCACUGAGACGUAUGUCAAAAGUAUCCACUCUCAUCUCACCAGUGAGCCCAAUUUGCAGCUGGUUGUCUGCAUCCUGGUCGGCAACAGGGAUGACCUCUACAGUGCCAUCAAGAAGCUGUGCUGUGUUAAAAACCCAGUUCCUUCCCAGGCCAUCAAUAUCCGGACGAUAUCUCAGCAGCAGAAGCUGAAGAGUGUUGCCCAGAAGAUUCUCCUGCAAGUGAACAGCAAGUUAGGAGGAGAACUGUGGACUGUCAACGUCCCUCUGAAAAACCUGAUGGUAGUUGGCGUUGAUGUUCACCAUGACACCAGCAAGUCACAUCGGUCCGUCAUGGGAUUUGUGGCCAGUGUGAACAGCUCUCUGACCCGAUGGUACUCCAGAGUUACCUUCCAGACCCCCACCGAAGAACUGAUUCAUGGCUUCAGAGUGUGUCUGCUGGCUGCACUACAGAAGUACCACGAGAUAAAUCACAACCUACCGGAGAAGAUCGUGGUUUAUCGGGACGGUGUUUCUGACGGCCAGCUGAAAAUGGUCGAGGAAUAUGAGAUACCGCAGCUGAUCAAAUGCUUCGAGACAUUCCCCAACUAUGAACCCAAGCUGGUCUUCAUUGUGGUCCAAAAGCGCAUCAGCACCACUCUGUACUCCUGGGCUGCAAACAGCUUUGGCACUCCUCCCCCUGGAACUGUGCUGGAUCACACCCUGACUCAGGAAAACUGGGUGGACUUUUAUCUGAUGGCUCAUCACACUCGUCAGGGUUGUGGACUUCCUACACACUACGUCUCCCUGUACAACACAGCUAACCUCACUCCUGACCAUUUGCAGAGGUUGACUUUCAAGAUGUGCCAUCUGUACUGGAACUGGCCAGGGACCAUUCGUGUCCCUGCACCAUGCAAGUAUGCCCACAAACUGGCUUUCCUGUCCGGCCAGUAUCUGCACUCUGAACCGGCCAUCCAGUUGUCCGACAAGCUCUUUUUCCUUUGAGCUGAAUUCAUUUCCGACCUUACACAACAAAACUCUAGUAGUAUUGAUGUGUCACAGAUUAGAUUUUCACGUACAAAUCACCAAAAGUACUGAAGUAUUGAGUGUGUAACGUUGAUCUCAUUUUUAUUAUGUUGAAAAAAAUGUGAGAAUGAAGACUGGUUUAAGAAGUAAUGUUUUCAGUGUUUCAGGUUUGUAUUGUUUUUGCUCAUCCCUCGAGUUGUUCUGCAGUCUCAACUUUAAGCUUCUUAACAAGCUUCUUUAUUUUAUACCUCAUUUAUCCUUCACUUUCUGUAAUGUGUAGUCUUUUCAUAAAUUUGCCAAGUGUUGUAACUGCUGCUGUUCAAAGUGAAGAUGACUUUAAAAUCUUAGCAUUUAGGAUAAUAAAUACUUAACAUU
Messenger RNA from Fundulus heteroclitus (mummichog), 3708 nucleotides. It is a transcript of the gene piwil2, whose product is annotated as piwi-like RNA-mediated gene silencing 2. Gene Ontology annotation, cellular component: P granule. The transcript is spliced from 25 exons. Gene Ontology annotation, molecular function: protein binding; piRNA binding. Lineage: Eukaryota; Metazoa; Chordata; Actinopteri; Cyprinodontiformes; Fundulidae. Gene Ontology annotation, biological process: regulatory ncRNA-mediated gene silencing. The record is from RefSeq and is a predicted model, not a curated record. The coding region runs from base 190 to 3312 and encodes 1040 amino acids.